This is a messenger RNA of Mya arenaria, 2671 nucleotides long. RefSeq lists its product as uncharacterized. The record is from RefSeq and is a predicted model, not a curated record. The coding region runs from base 204 to 1088 and encodes 294 amino acids. The transcript is spliced from 2 exons. Lineage: Eukaryota; Metazoa; Mollusca; Bivalvia; Myida; Myidae.
ACGAAAGUAGAUCACUGAAAUCAUAACAUUGUGAAUUGUAAAUCCUGUCAAAGUUUUAUGCCUAGGUUUGAUAUACACUAGACAAGUACGGAACAUUAAAUACAUAUGCUUUGAAGGAAAUGUGGCUUUGUUAUGAGGAUAACCUGUUUCUGUUGCAAAAUAAGAGAGCUGAAAGCAAUGGUGUGUGCUAAGCUGUAAGGGAAAUGGCGUCCAGUGAUGCGGAACUUCAGUAUAGCUCUACGCCUGCGUUCUCUAAACUUGAGAUAUACGACACAAUAGACGUUGGCGAGGAUUGCAGAACAAAUAUUCAGAAACAUUAUAUAGAAAUUAUUUGUGUCUUCGGACAAGAUAAAUUAGCAGGAAUUGUGCGUUCUGAAUACCAACGUCAAAUAUUCUGCUACGAAAAUGUCAGCGAUGUCCAAAAGAGAUGCUUUAAAAUUGGAAUAGAUGUAGAAGUACAUUCUCUACCUGCAGACAGCGUGGCGCUGGACGGAAAUCGUUUUGCAGUUUCAUUUCCAGAAAGUUCUGUUAUAAAAGUGUACAACGAACGUCUGCAGGAAGAUAGAGAUCUGAACGUGGAUGGUAAAUGCUACGGUAUGGAUUUCAUGAAUGGAAAAUUAGCGGUUUGUUUCCAAGAUCCUGCAAAGAUAUGCGUUUUAGAUAUGGACACUGGAUUCAUCCAUCACAUAGUGAACCAGCCGAGUGGACACCAGCUUUUGACCGCACCAAAUUACGUUGCAUUCGACACUGACGACGGCAGGGAUGUUCUUUAUGUAUCCGACAGAGCAAGCUGGGGCAUCCGCCGUCUGACCAAGAUUGAUAUGAAUGGCAACAUGCUAGCGUCAUUUCUCAGUCUCUCAAAAGAUGACACAAGCCGCGUUGUGUCUGUUACAGACGGAGGUGUUCUCUUGGUGCAUGACGGAAUCAAGCUGAUGUCGGAAAGGUGUCAGCAGGUUGCAACGCUUUUGGAUCAAAAAAAUACUGGGCCCAUAGUUAGCGUAAAGUAUUCAAAACAACAAAGCUUGGUCUUUAUCUUGACAAUGUUCCAGAAAGAUUUUACACGGAUGGAUGUUUUCAAAUUGAGCUAAUAAGAUUUAUUUGUACUGCAACUUAAGUUUAUGGUUUGGCAUUACCAUUUUAGCUCAACGUUUUACAAAAUCCACUGUCUGCUUUGAAUUGCUUUUGCCCUUCUGAAUUUUUAUGCGCCACUAUUAUAUAAUUUGAUAAAACAUUCACACUAUUUGACUGACAGGUAAAACGAUACGAGAUUAGUACCUUGAAAAUAUUAAGUUAUUCACAUAAGUAAAUCCCGUUUUAAUCUCAUAUGACGUUGCCUCUUUCCAAACCCUGCUAAAGAUGUACGUACUUAUAAAGUUAGAAUUAUAGUAUGUUAAGGCUCGAUAUAUUUUCGUUUCAAUUGCUUAAGCGAAUACACAAGUAUACUUUGUUUCUUGUUUAAGACAAUCCUAUAAAAUCUUGUGAUAUUAAAAGGUGCAAAAUAUUUGACUUUUAAGUUAAUGAUCAAACAAAAAGAAACAACAACAUAAUUAUGUUUUGUGAACAGAUUCACAACUAUUACCAGAAUAUGUCGGCACUUUUUCAACUGGAAACUGUUUUGCUACAAAGCUAUAAAAUUAAAAAAAAACAACACACACACUUGAGAGUGGCUUAAUACAGUAUAAUAUAUGAAGUUAUAAUUCAGAAUCAUAAUUAAUCGAGUGUUAAAGAUUUUUAAUAUAUAUAAAUAUAUAUAUAUGUAUAUAUAUAUAUAUAUCUAUUCCUGUCAUGUACUCAGACUCUUUAUUCCGAUCUUUGGAUUUAUUCAUGUUGCUUAUACUUUCCGUAUUUUGAUAUAGUUUAUUAACUCUUUGUCUUCAGUAUUGUUUAAUAUUUAGUUUUGUAUGCGGGGUUUGAACCUGCCAUCUAUAGAUGUAUGCACAUGUAUUCUGUCUCUCAUUUGUAUACCCCGUAUACAAUAUAAUAGCGAGUGUUCUUUCUUUUACAAAAAUAAUUGAAGAAAAUAUCAACCCAUACGUUAUUAUGCGGUAAAACAUGCAAUCAACAAUCGACUUACAAGUGCCAACCUGAUAGUUAAUCUGUGAGUUUUGUCAUGCUACUCUGACAUUUCUUGGUCAUGUUGUGGGACAUGGUCAGGUUAAACCUAUAGAUGCUAAAGUCCUAGCUAUCUCUUAAUUUCCUUUGCCUACUUGUAAAAGACAACUGAUGCGUUUUUUCGGUAUGGCUGGUUAUUACAUAAACUUUUAACUUUCCUGAAAUCACAGAACCUUAAACGAAUUGACUAAGAGGGAAAAGGACAGAUGUGGAAUUUGAUUCAGUGGAAGCCAUACUAAUGAACACACCAAUUCUCUUAGUACCAGAUUUCGACAAACCUUUCAAAUUGCCAGCCGACGCCAGUGACAUUGGUGCAGGAGCUGUAUAAGUGCAAGGGGACAACAUUGGUGUUGAACAUCCAGUUUGUUACUUUUCUAGAAAGAUUAACAAACACCAGAAAAAAAAUAUUCAACAAUAAAAAAAGAGUGUCUUGCUCUCAUUCUUGCAAUUCUGCAGGACUUUAAAGUUUAUCUAUUACCUAUUGGUGUCUUCAGUGACCACAAUCCACUUAAUUUUCUACACAAACUGAAAAAAAAUUCAAUGAUUACUGAGGUGGAGU